This is a messenger RNA of Ipomoea nil (Japanese morning glory), 1205 nucleotides long. RefSeq names its product bifunctional protein FolD 2. The record is from RefSeq and is a predicted model, not a curated record. Gene Ontology annotation, biological process: tetrahydrofolate interconversion. Gene Ontology annotation, cellular component: cytosol. The transcript is spliced from 6 exons. Lineage: Eukaryota; Viridiplantae; Streptophyta; Magnoliopsida; Solanales; Convolvulaceae. Gene Ontology annotation, molecular function: methylenetetrahydrofolate dehydrogenase (NADP+) activity; methenyltetrahydrofolate cyclohydrolase activity. Bases 171 to 1070 code for a protein of 299 amino acids.
ACCCAAUUCAUUUGCAAUUCCAUAUCGGCGAGGAGGAGAGCAUAAACAUCACUACAUCGACGCAGUCGACGAGUUCCGGAUAAAGGUCUGUGCACUGGAAACGCAAUACCGCCGUCGCCCUGUCAGGAAUCAUCUCAUUUGCGCCGUGAAUCCACCCAGCUCGAGCUGCAAUGUCAUCAGGAUCAGAUCAUCAAGCCACCGUCAUAGAUGGUAAAGCUAUUGCACAAACCAUUCGAUCUGAGAUUGCCUCGGAAAUAAAAGUCAUGUUGGAGAAGUAUGGCCAGGUGCCAGGGUUGGCAGUAGUCAUUGUAGGAAAUCGGAAAGAUUCUCAAAGCUAUGUGAAUAUGAAGAGAAAGUCUUGUGCUGAAGUUGGGAUUAAGUCCUUUGACAUCAACCUUCCAGAGGAUGUACCUGAAGCUGAAUUAAUUAGCAAGGUCCAUGAGCUGAAUGCUAAUCCCGAUGUGCAUGGUAUAUUGGUGCAGCUUCCGCUACCAAAACAUAUAAAUGAAGAAAAAGUAUUAGGCGAAAUCAGUCUGGAGAAGGAUGUAGAUGGCUUUCAUCCUCUAAACAUUGGCAAGCUUGCAAUGAAAGGCAGAGAUCCUUUGUUCCUUCCAUGCACCCCAAAGGGUUGCCUUGAACUUCUAUUCCGAAGUGGUGUUACCAUAAAAGGGAAGAAGGCAGUUGUGGUUGGUCGAAGCAACAUUGUUGGAUUGCCAGUUUCGUUGCUACUUCUGAAGGAAGAUGCAACUGUCACUAUAGUCCAUUCUCGCACUAAGGAUCCAGAGAGCUUCAUUCGCGAAGCAGACAUUGUUAUUGCAGCAGCAGGACAGCCAAUGAUGAUCAAAGGAAGCUGGAUUAAACCCGGAGCUGCUGUGAUUGAUGUUGGAACAAAUGCUGUAGACGAUCCAACUAAGAAAUCGGGUUAUAGGCUCGUGGGUGAUGUCGAUUUUCAGGAAGCGUCCAAGGUAGCUGGAUGCAUAACUCCAGUUCCUGGUGGCGUCGGGCCACUAACAGUCGCAAUGCUUCUGAAGAAUACAUUGGAUGGAGCUAAACGAGUUAUUGAGAAGUAGCCUUGUUGUUUUGUUGGAUUUUAAGGCACUGUCUAAGUUGAAGUUUAUGAGUUUAUCAACCUUUCCUUGAAGCUCAAUGAAUAAAACCUAUGGUUGGACAAAGUCUUAAAUGCCUACAUAGUAUAACUUUCUUCA